AUGGAGGUGUUGAUUGGAAUUACAGGCAAAGACUUCGUCUUGUGUGCAGCAGAUGCAACAGCUGCCAGGUCCAUCGUCGUCAUGAAAUCCGGCGAAGAUAAAUCCAGAGAACUCAACAAAAAUACUCUGAUGCUCUACACCGGUGAAGCUGGCGACACAGUCCAGUUUGCAGAAUACAUUCAACGAAACAUUCAAUUGUAUACAAUCAAGAAUGGCAUACAAUUGUCUACUACAGCAACUGCAAACUUUACAAGGAGGGAACUCGCUGACAGUCUACGAAGUCGCGUAAGUCUUGUAUGCAAUGAAAGGGUUGGAUGUGUGGUGGAGGACAUGUGUCGAUGUUUGGUCAUUGUUAUCAACAUAUCAACAACUACUUAUACACCAAUGCACCCAACCAUACAGAACUCGUACAAGGUCAACCUAUUGAUUGCUGGCUGUGAUCCAAAAUCAGGAACUCCAGAACUACAUUGGUUGGACUACUUGGCUUCAAGCGUCAAACUAAACUUUGCCGCUCAGGGAUAUGCUUCUUACUUUACAAUGGCUACUAUGGAUCGCUUUUGGCAACCUGAUAUGUCUCUCGAAGAAGCUAUAGCUCUACUUCGCAAAUGUCUACACGAAUUGAAGGUUCGAUUCGUGGGAAAUUUGCCACUCUUUGUAGUUAAAGUAGUAGACAAGAAUGGUAUUCGUGUCAUUGAAUUGUAG
Molecule: messenger RNA, 702 nt
Organism: Synchytrium microbalum
Lineage: Eukaryota; Fungi; Chytridiomycota; Chytridiomycetes; Synchytriales; Synchytriaceae
Exons: 2
Coding region: 1-702 (233 amino acids)
Biological process (GO): proteasomal protein catabolic process
Cellular component (GO): proteasome core complex; proteasome core complex, beta-subunit complex; nucleus
Molecular function (GO): peptidase activity
Source: RefSeq, a predicted model, not a curated record